Thyridium curvatum is the source of this 1146-nucleotide messenger RNA. RefSeq lists its product as uncharacterized. The record is from RefSeq and is a predicted model, not a curated record. Bases 1 to 1146 code for a protein of 381 amino acids. The transcript has 4 exons. NCBI's taxonomy places the organism in Eukaryota, Fungi, Ascomycota, Sordariomycetes, Thyridiales, Thyridiaceae. Gene Ontology annotation, cellular component: membrane.
AUGCCUUCGGACGGCGUCCCGGUGCCCGGCAGUCUCUUCGUAUAUGAGGCGAACAGAGGUGCACCUGUGUUUUUCACAGUUGCCUUUGCUAUCUCGGCUGUCGCUCAUUUGUGGCAAUGCUUCAAGUACGGCACCUUCCGGUUGAUCGGGUUGCAUGCAUUCUGUGCAUUCUCGUUUACACUGGGUUUCGCUCUACGGGUCUACGGGGCCAAUGAUCACUAUAUCUACGAUAAGCAGGACGAGGGUCACACGACCAACCUCAUAGUCUACAUUCUGAUGCAGGUCUUCAUCCAGAUCUGCCCUCCUCUGCUUGAGCUUUCCAAUUAUCAUGUACUCGGCCGGAUCUUUUACUACGUGCCGUACUUUUCUCCCUUGCCGGCUAACCGUGUACUGGCAACUUUCGGCGGGCUCAUGAUGAUCGUUGAAGCGCUCAACUCUGUCGGCGUAUCUCUGGUAGCCAAUCCUACCGGCUCAGCGCAAGGGCUGGGCGGCAACAUGAUCUUGGCCGCUUUGGCCCUCCAGCUCAGCGUUGUGGCGACAUUUUUCAUUCUCUCCAGCAUAUUCCACCGCCGGUGCCUUAGAGCCGGCAUCCGGAAUCGAUCAGUGAUCACUCCCCUGUGGGUGCUGUACGUCAGCAUGAUCUUGAUUCUGGUACGCUGCAUAUACCGGCUGGUAGAGCACACCGGUGCGACUGGCAUACACCUCAGCGACUUCGAGUCCCUCAAGGCUCUGACCCCGAUCUUGCGCUACGAAUGGUACUUUUACAUAUUUGAGGCGACUCUAAUGUUCCUCAACUCUGUUCUGUGGAACGUCUGGAACCCCGGCCGGUAUCUGCCGGCAAAACACAACGUGUUCCUGUCGCAGGACGGCAAGACAGAGCUAGUGAGCGAGGAGAUUCCAGACCGGCGGAAAUUUGUGCAAAAGUUCCUCUACUACUUCACCCUGGGCAUUCUCUACCGGAGAGACAGGGGCGGCCCGGGUGCCGAGCCGGUUGGGCAGGAUAUACCUGACAGCCGGUCAGUCCUCGAAAAAUUCCUCAACCUCUUCCCUCUCGGCUUACUCUUCCGACGACGAAGGACAAGCCGUGCGUUCACUGAGCUCGGCGAGUACCCUAAUGGCGAAUGCCGGAACCUGGUUGGGGUCUGA